AUGCAGUCAACGGAGUUGCUGCGCCACUCUUCAUCAGGCGCACUCCUGGCCUGCGGCAUGCUGCCUUUCAAGAGGUUCAGGUGGAGUGCAUCUCCGGCGACCGGACUUGUGGGCAUGCAGGAGAACGCAUGCCUCAGUGACUUCUUCGGCUGCAUAGGAUUUAUGCCGCUCACCACCCGAAGCCACAUCCGCGGAGCGAUGGUGAGGAUGAUGACCAGCUCCACUCCCCAUCAUCAGCCGGGCGCUCCGCACGACUCCCCCGCGCAAGGACACUUCGGCUCCAUCUUCACCGAGGAUGGCAUCACCCCUGGAAAUCAGCUUUCGACGGGACCCUCCGCUUGCACAUUUUGGUGUGCCGUUGGUCUGGGGGCUCUUGUGAAGGGCAGCCCUGUUGAAUCGGUCGUGAACUACUCCCGACUGGCGAGAGAUGCGCUGGACGCCUACACUGGUCCUGUGGAUGCUGAGGUGGCAAAGGCGUGGGCGAUCCUGGGAUACUUGUACGGUUUCAUGGGAGACACGGGGAAGUUUGAAGAGUACCUGGAGCUUUCAGACUCCUUUUUGACUGCUGCCAUCGAGCAAGGGUCAACCGACAUGCUGCCAGCGGGAUUCGCCGAGAUCGUGAACCACAAGCAGACUGUCAAGGUGUACUCGGGGAAUGCAGGCCCUACGGAUAUCGAGCCGUUGGGCGCACGGCGUCAACAUCCUCCGCAGAGCCGGUUCUAG
Molecule: messenger RNA, 723 nt
Organism: Ectocarpus siliculosus
Lineage: Eukaryota; Phaeophyceae; Ectocarpales; Ectocarpaceae
Source: the annotation of a GenBank genome assembly